AUGAGUCCAGACCUGGAAACUACCACCCACCUGGAUCUAGAACACAUGUAUGACGCCAACAUCAGCUUGGAUAUGCAGGUGCUGCUCAACGGGACGGACAACUACGACGCCUGGCGCAGUGACUGGACCGUCGUCGGCGAUGACAAGUGGCACACAGUGGUCAUCAUACUGUAUUCUGUAGUGAUCCUCUUUGGCUUUUUUGCCAACCUUCUGAUCGUUGUUGUCAUCGUUCGCUACAAACAGCUCCACACCGUCACCAACAUCUUCAUCUGCUACCUGGCAAUAGCCGACGUGGCACUCUGCUUCAACACCUGGAUGUUUGGCAGGGUGCUGUGUUAUGUGGCCAUGCCCACAUUUGGCGUCCCUCUGUUCUCAUCCACCCUCUCCAUCCUCAUGAUCGCCGUGGACCGAUAUAUGUUGAUAGUACAUCCUUUCAAGGCUCGUAUGACGAACAUGCAAGCGGUCAUUUCGGUGGUGUUGAUCAUCAUCUUUACCAUUGCCUUAUCUACACCUCUGAUAGUCUACGUCGACUACGUGGAGUUUUACCACCCGCUUAUGAAGGAGCAGAAGACAUACUGUUCCGAGUCAUGGCCUUCCUACCUGGACAAGCAGAUCUAUUCGGUUUCCAUCUUUCUGCUACAGUUUGUGCUGCCACUUUGCCUCACGUCGUUCUUCUACACACAUAUCUGCAACGUUCUUCGAAAACGACCACUGAAGAAACACGACACAAGAAGGAACCAGCGCACAAACAAAAUACUUAUCGCAGUGGUCCUCACCUUCACUAUCUGCUGGCUACCUUGGAAUCUGUUUGCUCUAACGGCUGAAUUCAGUCAUAAGUUAGUCAAAGGUCGUUAUUUUAUACUGGCAGAUCUCAUGCUUAAAGUCUUUGCCAUGAGUUCGGCCUGCAUCAAUCCCUUCCUCUACGGCUGGCUCAACGACAACUUCAAGAAAGAGCUAGGGAAAUUGUUCGAGAACUGCAUCUACUGUGGCAGGUCGAGGGCGUCGGCCGGACUGUCACUGACAAGAACUACUGAUGUCAAUGGAACGAUCCUCAAGCCGGAGACAUGCAUCCACAACAAUCCAGACGUUACCGUAGUUUAA
Candidula unifasciata is the source of this 1101-nucleotide messenger RNA. The record is from the annotation of a GenBank genome assembly. Lineage: Eukaryota; Metazoa; Mollusca; Gastropoda; Stylommatophora; Geomitridae.